Triplophysa dalaica is the source of this 2865-nucleotide messenger RNA. It is a transcript of the gene nol9, whose product is annotated as nucleolar protein 9. Bases 413 to 2548 code for a protein of 711 amino acids. The transcript has 13 exons. Gene Ontology annotation, cellular component: nucleus. Gene Ontology annotation, molecular function: polynucleotide 5'-hydroxyl-kinase activity. The record is from RefSeq and is a predicted model, not a curated record. Gene Ontology annotation, biological process: cleavage in ITS2 between 5.8S rRNA and LSU-rRNA of tricistronic rRNA transcript (SSU-rRNA, 5.8S rRNA, LSU-rRNA). Lineage: Eukaryota; Metazoa; Chordata; Actinopteri; Cypriniformes; Nemacheilidae.
GACUGUGAGCGCUGUUCGAAAUGCUUGUUAGCCCGCACGUCGUAUCGUUAACAUGUUUUUCGGCUCCAUCUCUAAUGUAUUUAUGCUUUCAAUCGCAUUCUUCCAUAAAUCAAACACUGCUGAUGCGGUCGUAAAUAAGACCAAAGAGGGAAUAUAAGCGGGAGCAGCUUUACUUGUCAAGUGGAGUGGAACCACAGCAGCAUCGUGCAGUGUUAUUUUACUGCUCACAUGGAGUUACUGCCAAUCUUUUAGAAAUACAGACAGCAGUCAUAUUUACAGUAUAUUUUCAUAAACGUGUGUCACGUUUCUGCUCUGACUGACAUCUAUUUGCAUAGGAGCGUUUAAAACACGUGUUGCUGCUUCUCAUAUUAAACGGGUGCUCUGGGUUUGUUGUUUCAUUCUUGUUCAUUGGAUGACAAUGAAAGUAAAUAAGUUUUCAUCUCACGCGAAACAUAAGCAGCAAAACACCAGCGCACACCAAAGACUGACUAACAGGCAUAAAAAAUGUAAGCUAAAGAAAAUAAGUCAUCUUAAUGCAUGUCCCGGGUCUGCUCAGCUGGAGCAACACUUCACCAAAAAGGAGAAGCCUCGAUUAAAACGGCUCAAGAAGUCGUAUGCAAAGCCAGUGACUGUGAACCCAGAAAACAGUUUUUCUGAGGAGGAAAAGGCCGCUUCAGGAGGUUUUACUCAUGUGCAGGCAAACGGAGACACAGAACUUGAAGGUAGCAGCAAUUCAGUGGACUCUCAGGAAUGGAACGAAUAUGCCAACAGUGUUCUUCAGAACGGCACCGAAAGUUUCACUUCACCGGACAUGGAUCAGGAUGACAAAGAUGGACUUCAGUACCAUGCCCAGCUUGACCAUACGCAGAACCGGGCUGUAUUGGUCAUGCAACAAGAUCAGACCCUGUGUUUCCGUGGGAAGUGCCUGCUUACUUGCCUUUAUGGUCAUGUAGAGGUGCUGGGCUUCACCAUAGAAGAGGGCCAACAACCUUACCAGCUUUUCUCUCCGCCAUCACACUGCCCGCUCACCAUCAGAGCCUUGGGAAACAACUCCUCAUCCAACAAGAACAAGAAGGAGGGACGACUGGAAGCGAAAGCCAUUGUUCGCAAAUACCUCUCCUUAGAGCCAUGUAAAAGGCUUAUCAAUGAGGUGGACUCGAACUCCUGUGUGAUGCUUUUGGAACCUCUGGACACGCCCCUUACGCGCUUACUCACCAGCUUCACUGAACUCAAAGAGAUCUUUGGCUUAAACUCGUUGGAACUGAGGUCUCAGGCUGCGAUCCAUAACCCUGCUCUGUCUGCGGUGGGUGUAAAAGCACUACGUCAACCUUAUGCACAAGGUCUUGUGAUGUCACAAACCUAUAAAGAGGCCCUAGACAGUUUGCUCAGUGCCUGGGCAGGAGAAUUUGACCGCUGUCCCAUAAUUCUUGUGUGUGGGGCGAAAAACUGUGGCAAGUCCACCUUCAAUCGGCAUCUCAUUAACAGCCUUCUAAACCAAACUGCCAGUGUUGAGUAUCUGGAAUGUGAUUUAGGCCAGACUGAGUUUACCCCUGCCGGAUGCCUCUCCUUAAACACCAUUACAGAACCACUGCUGGGGCCUCCAUUCACACACUUGCAGGAUCCAGAUCACAUGGUGUACUACGGUCAGACAGAAUGUCAGACUGACAUAGAUCGCUACCUGGAGUCCCUCAAAUAUCUGUGGCGUCACUGCAGUGGAGAAAGUCCUGUCGUUAUUAACACUAUGGGCUGGAUCAAGGGCCAUGGCCUUCAUAUUCUGAUUGACCUUAUUCGCCUUUUUUCCGUUACGCAUGUCGUUCAGCUGACUUACAAAGACAUGCCACAGUGUCAACUUUUUACCCCAGACUUCCUUAAAACUACCCACGGCUGGCAGACGCAUCCUCCAACACCAUCCAGCUUGACCGAAGCUCCAGCAAGUCACCUCGCUCUUCGAUCUUAUGUGUUUCUCAACAUCAUUUCGGAAUUCGAAGGCGCAGGGAAAUCUGGAGAAUUGCGAUUUCAGCGCAGCAAUGUGUUGCGAGACCUGGCACUGCUUGCCUACUUCAGUAAAAUGCAGUCCCCUGAGCCAGGCCCCAUGCGCCCGCUUCACUGUUUCAUACCUUACCAGGUCCCACACUCUUCAGUGGCUAUAGGGAUGGUGCACGGUGAGGUUUCACCCAAUCACAUUCUCUAUACAGUCAAUGCCAGUCUUGUUGGAUUGUGCUGUCUUAGUGAAAAGGUUGCAGGCACUGGAGGUCCUGUUGUGCUUUCCCAAACUCCCAUCUGUCGGUGUGUGGGCCUAGGUGUUAUUAGAGGGGUGGACAUGGCACGAGGUCUGUACUUCCUGGUUACACCCGUGUCUCCCUCUGUUCUGAAGCAUGUGAACUGUCUUCUGGUGGGACAGAUCACACUACCCAUAGAGCAGCUUACCAUGCAGUAUGGAGCUGAAUCUGAAUUACCAUACGUCACCUCAGACUACAGCUUUGAAGUAACGGGAGCAGGAAAAAUUCACAUUCACAAAGGACUGUUAAGGCGUUGUUUUAUAAAGUAAAAUUGUUAAGCUCCAUAUAGACUCUACUUUCUGUGAAUGCCACUUAUAUUUUUGUGUUGUUUUAUACGCUAAAUACAAAGGUAAGAUUUUUCUGUGUAUGUACAAAUCAACACAUGUAUCUUGGCUUCUGGAACGUAUUCUUUGGGAAGUGUAUGAGGGCAUUGGUUAUUGGUUUCUUGAAUGGUUCCUGUUUAAGCAUAACUCUGCCUAUUGUCUUGGUUUGCUGUAUUGAUACAGUACUUCUGUUUUCCCCAAGUCACAUUACCAAACCUGGAUAAUGCAAAAUGUUAAAUAUUAAAAGUGGGAUUCGUUUUUGA